Fimicolochytrium jonesii is the source of this 2834-nucleotide messenger RNA. RefSeq lists its product as uncharacterized. The transcript has 17 exons. The record is from RefSeq and is a predicted model, not a curated record. NCBI's taxonomy places the organism in Eukaryota, Fungi, Chytridiomycota, Chytridiomycetes, Spizellomycetales, Powellomycetaceae. The coding region runs from base 1 to 2403 and encodes 800 amino acids.
AUGAACGUGCUCCUAAACGCCAAUGACCAUUACAGACAGUCAUCUCAAGGCUCGCAUCAGCGAAAGAUAUUCGAUUAUGCCCCGUCCAGUGUUGUCAGCAGCGUCAGCUCAUCGUGGGAUGCUGAGCACGAUUAUGAUGCGGAAGCCACAAAUCAAGUGCAAGUGAUGUUGGAGCACCUCGAAACAUUCUUGUACCAGGAAAACAACAUCCUAGACGGAAAUCCAACGCUACAGGAGGAAUGUGAAGAGUGGGCGUCGCUAUUCCCACAUUUGAGAAUUCGUGGCCAUCAGACCCUACCCUCGAGCGACAUCGGCUAUGAGGCAAUCCCGCGCAAUGAACUACGAUGUCAUUCCCCAUACUUCUAUAUACCGGAGAGUAGCUCUGCCUCCCACCGCUACUCCCAAGCGUUGUCUCAAGACGCGCUGAACGUGGAGGGAAUCGGCCUGGGGAGCGACAUAAUCGGACAGAAGCAUGCAGAUAGACCGAUAGCGGAGGCCAGCCCUGCCGUUGAUGAGCAUUCUUUGCUCGGUCGGAGUAUGUUCUCCUGGACUGAUUCAAAAACCAGCGAUGCUCUCAACGCUUUGAAGAAAGGAACGCUGCAAACCAGUGGAUACCAGUGGCAAAUCUUUGGAUAUCAGCCAUCAGGCGCAGAGGGCGAAGAUGGAACCCCUGACGGAGAUGAAGAGGACCGAUGCCCGACACCUACGCCGGACAACCCACAUCCGCAACCAAUACAUUCUACGGCUGCGAAGCGCGCCAGAUGGAAUGUUGAAGCUGUAUCGGCGGGAAGCGGGAGCUUUGAAGUGCUAAAGAAGGCACUCAGCAACCUGAAAGGGGAUGGGACCCGAAAUCACUUUGCCCUCCUGAAACAUAGCGUUCACCCUUUGGUGCAGCCGCAACCUCAGCAUCGGGGCCGUAGCCCAGAUUGUGGUGUAUCUUUCGUGUCGUGGGCAUCAAUCGGGGCAAAGCCGGAUGGUGUGACGCAAACGCACGACGAAACACCCUUUUUGACCGUUUAUGACGUUUUGCCCGUUCUACAGAAUGUGAACUGCGCCAUAUAUGAGUACCUGUCUCCAACUUUGGAAAACCUCCUCGCAGUUUCCGCUCAGCUUUUCUCAGCGUCCGUCUCGCUGGUAGAUGACGGGUGCGGAUCUUGGUUAAACGAAACUAACGAGGAAGUGUUUGCUGCGGAUGGGGAAGUAGAAGAGUGGAUCGCUUCGGAAAAUCAAAGCGCUGAGGACGCUGAAGACGACAAGCAAAUCAAACAUCAUUCUCAUCGUCGGAGAGCAUUACCACCGGUGACUCCAAAUGCUAGUAUUCGGCAAGAUAUACUGGGCCAUCUCUUCGAUGACAUCUGGUCAGAGAUGGUGCCCGUGUUCCAGCCUUUGCUGAACGCUCUAUCAGAUGAGAAGGGCGAUGAGGAUGACAAGGAUGAUGAUCUUAUCGACAAGCUACCAUUUGACGACAUGAUAUUGAGAGAGCUAGCGGACGAUGGACUACUCAGCGCAAUGACGAUUCGUCCCGUUUCCCUGCAAAAGCGGGAUCAUAGCGCUCCGCGGCCCAAAGCGAGCGCGGACGGCACUGUGUACAAUGCGCCAUCCAUGGCAGACUUCUAUGGCGCAUUUAGCUCAUCGUCUAGACCGGCAUCAGCGCGGCCAACUUCCGCACGACCAACGUCGGGUCGACAUCAUGGCGAUGUCUCUCAGUACGGGCAUCAGAAUCACUCCUCAAGAAUGCAGUCAGCCGCUCAGUCCGCCAACAAGGCGUCGUAUAAUUGGAAAAGGAACAAUCCUGGAGCGCGCCUACUGCCGCUGCCUGCGGUCUCGGCCAAUACCUCGGUGAAUGUGAUAUCGACCACUAACACCAUGAAUGAUAUGAUCUAUGGGACGAGCAUUGGUUAUGGGCAAACCAAAUCGGCAGCAACGCACGCCUGGGAUUCAUCACGCCCAUCAACAUCCAUCCCCGGCUCCAAUACUGCAUCGAAACGUUUACCACCAAUACGCGGAGGUACUGUCUUGCAUUCCCAAGACGGUAUAGAUGGCCUAACAAAACAAAGCACACGGCACGUUAUCUUCGAUGCUCCAGAUGCAGCUGAUGGACCUAUGCAGCGACUGCGUCCGGCGUCGCCCCGGCCUUUCUCGGCGAGGAGACAGCCUUCAGCGGGCAUACGGCGGGUACGGCCGCACACCGCCAUUGUGAUAGAUGAAUCCAAGAUGACCGCUCCAAUAAGCCGAACUGCAGCAAAGCCAAUCCCACGAAAUAAUCACGGGCAUAAUAGCAGUGUGUCACUGUAUGGAGAAGAACGACAUCAAGACCCCUCCAAUCCAGUACUGGGCAUCCGGAUGCGGCAAGGAGUCAAAUCAGCGAUAGGACGGCGAAAAGUGGCCACCAACGUAUAUUGACCAAAGCCGAGACGACAGGACUGUACAUUUCUUUUUACUACCCCGGUGCUUAUGACUCUUGUAUAUCGUGUUACAUAUUCUACAAACUCAAAUCUGUUUAUUGUCCGGAACUUGGCGAUAAGCUUUCGAUGUCCAUAUAACUUCAUUCCAAAACCUUUCAUCAGAUUCUGACUGCCCCUGACAGCAAGCAUGCUAAAGCUCUUGUUCAUAAGAGGGGUGAAAGAUCAGUCUAGCUAAAUCCUCCAAAGCACAUUAUGACCUUUCUCAUCUUACUGACGACUACCGUGUGUGAAAACUAAGUGCCUUCGAAUGUUUAAUCGUGAGUACUGACAGUGCGACCUAUCUCUUGCAUCGAUGGCAGAUAUCGAUUUCGCCCAGCCGGACGCUGAGACGGUUUUGUAGCUUUUGCUGGGGCCCUUUUGUUCAGUACC